GUGAGCUCAGAGCUGAAUGCAGGCAGGUAGCAGCUCUGCAGCCUAUUGCUGAGCAACAAACCCAACCUGGCCUCACAAACCAGAAUUAAGCUCUAAUAAAAGGUGAUUCACCUGCAGAGAGGAUCAACUGCCUGCUCUCCCAGCCCAACUGGCAGAGUUAUUCAUGAAGCAGUAUCUGGUCGUGUUGGCUGUAUUUUCAGUGGUUGGUAUUGUGACAACAGAGGUGCCACCAUGUGUGAAACGUCCAGCAUUUUCUUCUACAAACUUUGAGAACAUCCUGACAUGGGAAACUGAAGCAGAUAUUUCCCCUGGCACUGUAUUUGAUGUCCAAUAUAAAGAGUAUGGAGGAGCAUCCUGGCUUAACAAGAGUGAGUGCCAGGGCAUCACACAGCCUUUCUGCAACCUCACUCGUGAAACAGAAAACUUUACAGAGCAUUACUACGCCAGGGUGAGGGCCUCUGGCCAGAACUACUGCUCCUCCAGCUGGGUGUGCUCAGACAGAUUUGAAGCCAGGCAAGAGACUAUUAUUGGAGCACCAGAAGUGGAGUAUAUUCCUUCUGUACGGUCCAUAAAGUUUCUUAUCCAGCCCCCCUAUACUCCACUGAGAGGUGAGGAUGACCGCCAGCUAACCGUAGAGGACAUUUGUAGCAAAUUUGGUGCUGUUGAUUAUCACUUAACAAUUAUUAACCAAAGGACACACCAAAAGUGGACAAAGUACGAGCACAACAAAGAAUUUGAAGUUUCUGACUUGGACCCAGAUACUGAAUACAAUGGAACAGUAUACAUGUAUCUCCUCCACAGAAGCAGCAGAUACCAAGUAUUUCGGGUUAAAACACUAACAGACAACACGUGGCUUCUCUACUGGUUUGUUUUAUUUGCCUUCUGUGCUGGGCUGGCGUUUGCUGCAGUUAGCUACAUCCUCUACAAAUACAUCAAGCAGCACAGUGCACAGCCUACAUCACUGGACUUCAGAGGGAUUUCAUCAUUCCAGCCUCUUACACUGACAGUGGAACAUAUUAUAAAGCCCUUUAAUUUAACCAUACCUUCGCUUUUCAUCCCCGAAAUGCAACUGCCACAGAUCAGCCAACAUUUGGACAGAGCACUGGAGCCACCAGAGUCUUUCCAUCCACCAGAAGGUGCCUACCAGGACCAGCCAGAUGUGCUGACAUUCCAGCUUCCCUCCUUGGCAAGCACAGCUCCUGGUUAUGCUCCUCAAACAGCUCAGCAAAGCCUUCUUGUUGCCCCCUCCAGCACAACUCUGCCCCUCACCUAUGGUGUGUGUGGAGAAAGCAUGGACCAUGCUGACAAGAGGAGUCUGCAGCCAAACCAAACUCUAAAGGAAGUUUCUCUGGAUAGUUCUGCUGGUGGAAGUCUCAUAACCCAGGUGCUGGGUGAGAGCUGCAGCUGUUAUAAAGAACAGAGGCCGAAGUUGGCACUGCAGUACAGCAGGGACACAAGAGCUCUCUCACAGGGGAGCCCUGGACAAAUACAACAACUGCUGCUGCAGACUGAGGGGAUGGCAAGUCAAGUGUACAUAUCCCAGCUCCAAGAGAGUCAAGAAACAGAGAUGUUAGCAGGGAAGGAGCUAAACUGCAUGGAACAGAAAACUGCAAUGUCCCAAGGCACUCUCUCAGAGCAGGACAAUGGCACUCUUCUCACCAAGUUUUUUAAAUAUUUGGACUUAAAAGUAGCAGGGGAUCAGGAUGAAAACACAGAAUUGUACUAGGAUGACUUGAUGAUAAUAAAUCUAGAUUAUAUUUGCUUGCAUGAAAUAGUAGCCUGCCAAGACUGCUAUGCAGAUAAAUAUAUCUGAUCUUGGAUGUAUGAACACA
Messenger RNA from Calypte anna (Anna's hummingbird), 1832 nucleotides. RefSeq names its product interleukin 22 receptor subunit alpha 1 (gene IL22RA1). The record is from RefSeq and is a predicted model, not a curated record. Bases 164 to 1726 code for a protein of 520 amino acids. The transcript is spliced from 7 exons. NCBI's taxonomy places the organism in Eukaryota, Metazoa, Chordata, Aves, Apodiformes, Trochilidae. Gene Ontology annotation, molecular function: protein binding.